Messenger RNA from Durusdinium trenchii, 1250 nucleotides. NCBI's taxonomy places the organism in Eukaryota, Dinophyceae, Suessiales, Symbiodiniaceae. The record is from the annotation of a GenBank genome assembly.
GUAGACUUGCCAGGCAUCACUUUGGAGCAAGUGCGAAAAUUCAUGGCAACACGAACUUCUUUACAGUUAAGUUGGAGCUCUGUUUUUGUUGCUAUGGUAUGGCAACCGUUUCUUUUUUGCCCGCGGUAGCAUGUGCUUCCCACGUGUUGAUGGUGCUGCACUUUUGUUGGCUCAAGCACCGGGGCAAAAGUGCUCAAGCAACCACGUGACUCGCUUCCCAGAACGAACUUUGGAGAAUGUUGUGUGCCCCAAUGAAGGAUGCCAUGCACCUCUCGAGCGAUGAAACGGCCAGCACUGCUGUGUACUCCCAGGGGGAGCCGCAGGUCCCAACACCUCGCUCUGAUACUUCGGACCAGUGUGGGGACGACGCCACGUGCUGCUUGGUGAUCCGCAGCACGUUCUUCCAUUUGGAAACGGAGGAGGAGCCCUUGACCCGCCGCUUUCACAAGCUCCGGCGCCAUCGCACUGAGGGGCCUUGGCUUUGGGAGCCCAAAGCGGAGAAGGUCUAUGAGAUUCCAGCACCCACGCCGGCGGAGCCACCGGCGCCCGAGAUCGCGGUCGAGGAGGUGAAGAAGCCCAAGGAACGCACCACAGUGAUGUUGAGGAACUUGCCCAACAACUACACUCGCGAGAUGUUCCUACAAUUGCUUGAUGAGCAAGGGAUGAAGGGUCUCUACGACUUCGUGUACUUGCCAUGCGACUUCUACCGGGACGCCAAUUUGGGCUACGCUUUCGUGAACAUGGUCCAUGCCCAAGCGGUGGAGUUCUUGUGGAGGACCUUUCAUGGCUUCUCUGACUGGGCUUUGCCCACGGCCAAGGUGUGCGAGGUGCGCUGGAGUGGACCUCACCAGGGCUUGCGCGCGCACGUGGACCGCUACCGCAACAGCCCGGUGAUGCACAAGAGUGUGCCAGAUGAUUACAAGCCCAUGAUCUUCAAGGAUGGCGUCCGGAAAGCCUUCCCACGCCCCACCAAGAAGGUCAAGGCACCCUUUGAUCGUCGCUGGUGACUGCACUUGGGCCGCUUGGGUUGAAUGCCGGCACCAACGUGUUGGACGGCUUGAAUUCGUUCCGUCGCGAGGGACAACACGUGAGCGAAGCCAACUGGUUUGCCCCAUCCCAGAUGAAGCCGCCUUGCCCAUGGGCAUUUCCCACAGAUCCAUCACAAGACAUGUACAGUCGUGAAAGGUCACCUCUAGAAUUGAUGUCCGGCUAUGUCUUGCUUAUACGCAUUGCUUGUGGUGACACGUCGC